Molecule: messenger RNA, 528 nt
Organism: Durusdinium trenchii
Lineage: Eukaryota; Dinophyceae; Suessiales; Symbiodiniaceae
Source: the annotation of a GenBank genome assembly
AUGGUCUUCGAGCGAGUAGACGUCACAGCAUUCUCUCCAGUGGACCGACGCAUUUUGGUGCCGGUGCCACCUCCGCCCGUCUUCCUGGCCUGCUUGGCUUCAGCGGCCUUUUUGAAGUUCACCCGGAGUCCUCUCACUUUGCUGCCGCGCUUGGUGCCUCCAAGCAUGCAGCUGGCACUCCGGGGCUCCGGUGCUUUGGGCGCCGCGCUGGGCGUUUGGUACUCCUAUAAGGCGAUGUACCACGUACUGGCACAGCAUUCUCCUGUGGCCCAUGGACACCAGGUUCAAACCUUGGUCGUCGAUGGUCCAUACGGACAAUGCAGGCAUCCCAUGUACGUGGGCAUGUUGGGCACCAUGAUGGGCUUGGGCAUCAUGCAGAACACCUGGUGGGUGGGCAUCAUGUCUGUCCCGUUCAUGGCAUACGUCGGCGGCUACAUUGUGCCCUUCGAAGAGAAGUACCUGGCCAAGGAAUUCCCCGAGGAGUGGCAAGACUACGCUGCCAAUGUGAAGCGCUAUGGCAUCCUGUAA